AUGGACGUGUCUUUGCGCACAAGUCGCAACAUGGGUCUGCUCGAAUUCGAAAAGUGGUCGAACCAACCCGAUCUAUUCUCGGAAAAGUCGCGUUUUUGCGCGAGGAUACGGGGUUUGACGCCCGGCCAGAGAAGAAUUUGCAGACGCAAUAAGGACCACAUGCCGGCUGUGAGUGCUGGAGUGCGCCAGGGUAUUCAGGAGUGUCAAUAUCAGUUUCAAAGUAGAAGGUGGAACUGCACGGUGACAGAAGAUGCUACUGUCUUUGGGCCCUUGACUUUAAUAGCGUCACGAGAGACAGCGUUCACGCACGCUAUAACGUCAGCUGGAGUUUCUUUAUCAGUGUCUAGAGCGUGUCGCGAUGGUCGACUAGCCUCUUGCGGAUGUAGCCGAGCAACCCGGCCGCGCCAUUUGCACACGGAUUGGGUAUGGGGCGGAUGCGGGGACAACCUGGAAUAUGGGUAUAAGUUCACAGAAGGCUUCGUAGAUGUCCGCGAGAGGGAGAGGAAGGUGAAACGCGGCAGCCGGGAACAGGGACGCCAGCUCAUGAACAGGCAUAAUAACGAAGCUGGGAGGCGGGCCGUUAUAAAGAAGUCCAGGGUCACUUGCAAAUGCCACGGUGUCUCAGGGUCCUGCAGCCUCAUCACUUGCUGGCAACAGCUAGCGACAUUUCGGGAAAUCGGGGACUAUCUUCGUGACAAAUACGAAGAAGCGACAGAGGUGAAGGUAUCGAGACGCGGCAAGUUGCGAGUUGGGAAUCCAAACUUCAGUCUGCCUACGUCACAAGAUCUGGUUUACUUGGAGGAAUCUCCUAAUUAUUGCGUGAAGAAUGAGACCCUGGGUUCCUUUGGGACCGCGGGUCGAGAAUGUAACAGGACAUCAGCGGGUAUAGAUGGGUGUUCGCUCCUGUGCUGCGGAAGAGGCUACAAUACCAAGCGGGCUGUGAUCAAAGAGCGGUGUGGUUGUAAAUUCCAUUGGUGUUGCCAUGUCGAAUGCAACACUUGCGUUAGAACGGUUGAGAUACAUACGUGUAAAUAA
This is a messenger RNA of Leptosia nina, 1035 nucleotides long. The record is from the annotation of a GenBank genome assembly. NCBI's taxonomy places the organism in Eukaryota, Metazoa, Arthropoda, Insecta, Lepidoptera, Pieridae.